AUGGGUCAAAAAGAGAAGGAAAAAAAAAAAAGCAGCAGCAGCAGGACAUUAUACUUUUUCAAGAGCGACUCGUCUGCGUUAACUAAAAUAUCCAAUAAAGGAUUGCCCAUGCAAAAAAAGAGACAAAAUGACGAGUUCAUGGGGGUCAACCGAAUUAUUCGGAAAAAGGGCUUGGAUAAAUGUCGUAAAGUGCUAGGGCCAACGUAUUGCGAGGACGUUGGAAUACAUCGCGCGUCAGGUUUUGCCUUCAUAAGUUGUAAUCCCUCGCGUCCUCACUUCAAUCCGGUACUUGGAUUGGGCAAUGCAAACAUGGCGAAGGAAGAUGGGUCGAUAUGGGUGUACGAUUUGAACUCGAACGCGUCACCGAUCCCCCUAACCACGGACUUCAAGAAACCCUUUCAUCCCGUGGGACUGUCGGUUGCACCUUUAGACGUGAACCCGAAUGAGAACGUCACCCCUCAUCUAUUCACGCUCGUGGUGGUUAACCAUAACGACGACAGCAACCGAACCGUGGAGGUGUUUGACUUUCGAAGCGGCACCAACGUUCUCAUUCAUCGUAAAACCAUCUCGUCGCCGCAUAUCUCAAGUCCGAAUCGUGUUGCAGCGGUCACCUACCAACCGAGUGUCGACGGCAUCCCUUCAUUCUUUAUCUCUAAUGAUCAUUAUUUCACUAGUAGCAAGUUGCGCCGUGUCGAGAGGUAUGCCGCAGCAGCCUUCGGGAGUGUCUCGUUUUACAACGCUCGUGCCGACAAAGCGAGGGAAAUUGGAUGGAGGCAUCAGCAUCCUUCGGGCAUAGCGGCUACCGAAGAUGCGAGUCAGGUUUUUGUCACCGAUACUUGGUCGGGAAAGAUUACGGAGUAUCACGCACAUUUCUUCAACAGGGAGAUCCUGGAUGACGAGAUGAACCCAUCAAUGGACGGACAAGUCACCAUAAUUUGGCCACUUUAUCUAACAACCAAUUCCGUGACCAUUGAAGAGGAUAUGUUG
Messenger RNA from Acaulospora colombiana, 987 nucleotides. NCBI's taxonomy places the organism in Eukaryota, Fungi, Glomeromycota, Glomeromycetes, Diversisporales, Acaulosporaceae. The record is from the annotation of a GenBank genome assembly.